AAAUUAAAGAAAAGAAAGCAUUAUAAAAGGAAAACUAAAGAGCAUAGGAGGAAGGGCAGCAAAGCUAAGCAUUGAAGGAAAGGAGAGGGAAUGACGUGGACUUGUUAGGACUUAGGACACGGUGCCCGCAAGCAACGGCCAAGAUUCGCUCUCACUCUCCUCCGUUUAUCUUCUCUCCUUGCCUUCUAUUUUCACUAGCUACCUCCAAAACUCACUCGAUCUUUUCUCUCUCUCUCUCUCUCUCGAAGAGGAUGCUGCUAAGAAAGCGUCCUCGUCCACCCAUCAGAAGAACUACAAGUGUGUCCGGCAUCACCGUUGAUCUUCCCAACGUGGAUGCAGUGGAGAUGCCGUCGUCCGAUGAUCAUGGGAGUAACCAAAACCACCAGAUGAUCGGAGAUCCUCAUCAUGCACUGGUGGGAACUGAGGAAGAGUGUCUAAGUUAUUAUAACAACUACUACAACAUGAGUGGUUUUGAUGGUAAUAGUAAUGGCUUAUAUGAUCAGCGUUUCUUGCCAACCAUGCUGUCUCCAAGGAAUAACCAAAGGAGAAGCUCUGGUGAUUUCUUGGAAACUGCUCAUUUCUUGAGGACUUGUGGCCUUUGUAAACGCCGGUUGGCUCAUGGGAAAGAUAUUUACAUGUACAGAGGGGAUACAGCUUUUUGUAGUGUAGAGUGCAGAGAACAACAGAUGAAGAAUGAUGAGAGAAAAGAAAAGUUGAGUGGUGUUGUUAUUAUGGCAUCAAAGAAAGAAGAUCACCAUGCAUCACCAUCCACAACAUCAUCAAGCUCCAAGGCGGCUGCUGCUGCUGCUGCUUCUAGGAAAAGUGAGACUCUGGCUGCUGCUUGACUUGAAGACUCUAGUAUUUUGGAGAGAUAAUUAAUGGCUACAGAUAAUAUAUAUUGCCAUUAUCAGUCCACAUCAACUCCAUUGAUGCCCCCCAUAAAUAUUUUACAUGAUGAGCUUUGAGCAAGACAAUAUAUUAUAUAAUAUAAUUAUUGUGUAAAAUUAUGUAGAAAUUAAAAAAAAAAAAAACCGAUAAUGGGUGUACUUAUUUUUAUGGAUGCUAAAUUGCUAAUUAAUGGAAAUGGCUUGAUCUUUCUCUCCA
This is a messenger RNA of Hevea brasiliensis (rubber tree), 1104 nucleotides long. Its product is annotated as FCS-Like Zinc finger 6. The record is from RefSeq and is a predicted model, not a curated record. NCBI's taxonomy places the organism in Eukaryota, Viridiplantae, Streptophyta, Magnoliopsida, Malpighiales, Euphorbiaceae. The coding region runs from base 252 to 845 and encodes 197 amino acids. The transcript has 2 exons.